AUGCCGUCUCUAAAGCGCCCUCAAGCGUCCCUACGGACCACAGACUCUGAUGACGAGAGCGAAUCGGGUGCCUCCUCUACCCAUCAUUACUCGCAAAAACGCAUUCGGAGAUCGAACUCCCUGGCCACAGAUGACAACAGUGGGGCCAGUGCCGAUGACGAUGAAGGACUCGAUACUGGCUUGAUAAACGAGGCUCUUGGUGAUGAGGAAGAUGACCUGGAGCUACGUGCGACGCAGGUGAUCCAGGAAAAGUACUCUUUUGCCAGUGAUGAGCCAAAUGUGCCUGCCGAACACGGCAUCCUUGAGCGGGUGGAAUGCUAUAACUUCAUGUGCCAUGAUCGCUUCUAUGUCGAGCUAGGUCCGUUGAUAAAUUUUAUCGUUGGAAAGAAUGGCAGUGGAAAAAGUGCAGUCCUUACUGCUAUCACACUCUGCCUCGGUGGAAAAGCAUCCGCCACGAAUCGGGGUCAGAGUUUGAAAAGCUUCAUCAAAGAAGGAAAAGAGACGGCUACAAUCGUUGUACGAAUCAAGAACCAAGGCGAUGGUGCUUAUAUGCCGGACGACUACGGGAAAGCGAUCGUCGUAGAACGCCAUUUUACGAAGAACGGCACCAGUGGCUUCAAGAUAAAAGCUGAGAACGGACGCAUAGUUUCCACGAAAAAAGCAGAGCUGGACUCCAUUAUUGACUUUUUCACUUUGCAAUUCGACAAUCCGAUGAAUGUGCUCUCACAGGACAUGGCUCGUCAAUUCCUUAGCUCAUCAAGCCCUGCUGAGAAGUACAAGUUCUUCGUAAAGGGAGUUCAAUUAGAACAACUUGACCAAGACUAUCGACUGAUCGAGGAGUCUGCGGAUCAGAUAGAAGAAAAGCUCAGGAACAGGGAGCAAGACAUUGCGAUCUUGAAAAACCGCAGGGAUGUGGCAAAACAAAAGCUUGAUAUAUCUGAUCAGCAUGAAUCUCUCCGGAAUCGGCUCCGGAAUACCCGAAGUCAGAUGGCUUGGGCGCAAGUUGAAGAGCAAGAACAGAUGAAAAGUUCCCUUGACGAUGAACUCGAUCGCUCCCGCGAUAGGAUAACAGUCGCCGAAACUGAAUUGCAAGAGUUUGAUGCAGCUAUUCGGGCAGCUGAGAGUGAAAUCGAAGCUGCCUCCGAGUAUGCUCAGCAAGCCAAGCAGAGAGUCGACGAUGCAGAGACGGAGAAGGAGGAAAUCAAGUCCGGGUGGGAGACCAAACUGAGCGAACGACAUGACCUUCAGGCUGAGCAACGUAAGAUAAGAGAAUAUCUGAAGGCAGCAGAAUCACGAAUCAGUGAAACGCAACAGAAGAUCAGCGAUGAAAAUCAGCGAUUGGCCGAGCUUCAUGGGGGAAGUUAUACUUGGAAACAAGAACAAUUAAAGGAGGUUCAAAACGAGGCUGCCCUGCUUCGAGAACAGCUUGAGGAGCACCAAAGCGAACAUGGUCGCCUCGUUAAAGAACUUGAAGAAGCCAACAAGGCAGUUGAUAGGGCAUCUGCGCCAAUCAACAAAGCCAAAGUAGACGUGGAGCAGGCUGAAGCUCGUUUGAAGAGUCUCAGCGAAGAAGGGGGGGUUAGAAACUCGGGGUUUCAUGCAAAAAUGCCCACUCUCCUCAAGGCAAUUCACCAGGAACGAGCAUUCAAUAAACAGCCUGUUGGACCCAUGGGGUACCAUGUGAGUCUGUUGAAGCCCGAAUGGUCAUCGAUACUCGAGAACUCUUUUGGCACAACCUUGAACAGUUUCGUUGUCACGUCGAAAAGAGACAUGAAUCUGCUUUCGAGGAUCAUGGAAAGGGUCAAUUGCGUGUGUCCAAUAUUCAUAGGGAGCGACGGGGCUCUUGAUACAUCGCAAAACGAGCCAGACCCUCACUUUGACACGGCCUUACGAAUCCUCCAAAUCGACAAUGAAUUAGUCCGCCGACAACUGAUAAUCAACCAUGGUAUAGACCAGAUGCUAUUGAUUGAAAGACUGGAAGACGCAUCUGCUGUUCUGUUCGAUGGACAAAGGCCCAAGUAUGUAAAGCGCUGUUAUUGUAUUGAUCGAGCAGACAGACGGCGUGGCAUUCAUCUCUCUUACAGUAGCACUGGCGAGCCAAGUCAGGCCCCUGUAUCGGCGUACAACGGAAACCCGCGGAUGAAGUCUGACUUAGCUUCCCAGAUCACAAUUCAGCGCGACGUGGUGUCGGAUCUGAGACGCAAUCUAAAUAAUCUAGAGAACCAACUCCGCCUUGCUCGGUCACAAUCGGAGAGUUGCAAGCAAGCUCGUACAAGACACGAAAGAACAACGGCUGACUUACGCGUUUCCAUACAACAAAAAGAGGAUCUUGUCGAAGAACUUUCAGCUGCACUUGAGAAAGAGUCGGCAGAAGAUGGACAUCUUGAUGUGCUGCGGACCACUCUUGAAGAGGCCGAAGAAGAGAAACGUCUUAACUCGGGAUCGUUACAGGACAGCGUCAGUGCUAUGGAAACAAUGAUGAAGGAGUUAAAAGCAACAAAACAACAGCUCGCCGCGAAAGAUGCCCAGAUUGAGGCUUUAGCGGAACAACUCCGAGUUGCUCGGAGCGAGGAACUCCUAGGUACAGAAAAGCGCCGGGGCAUCAUCAGCGACAAGAAUGUUGCCCUUGAUCGAAUUCAAGAUUUGAAGCGAGAAAGCGAAAAAGUCGGUCGUGAACAAGAAGAGGCUGCUGCCCGCAUCCUUGAUUACAGUGAGAAAGCUAGUCUCGUUUCACCACGAGUAGUCAUCCCCGAAGGUGAAACACCUUCCAGUUUGGACAGAAAGCUGGAGAAGCUUCAUAACGAUGAACAGCGCUACAAUCAGCAGUUAGGAGCAUCUCGUGAUGAGAUUGCCGCUGAAGCCGAGAGAACGGCCGCUGAUCAUGAGCGAGCAUUGAGACAAGUACGAGAGUUCAAACUGCUUGCAGAUGUUCUCAAAGCAACUCUCGAGUACCGUCAAAAGCGUUGGAAAAUCUUCAGGUCACAUAUUUCGUCCCGCGCUAAAGCUCAAUUCACAUACCUUUUAAGUGAAAGGAGCUUCCGAGGCCGACUCUUAACCGACCAUGAAAACAAACUACUUGAUCUACAGGUCGAGCCUGAUAUUACGAAAGACAGCACUGGUCGUGGUGCCAAAACUCUCUCCGGUGGUGAGAAAUCGUUCUCCCAAGUUUGCCUACUCUUGGCACUUUGGGAGGCCAUGGGAUCUCCAAUCCGCUGUUUAGAUGAGUUUGAUGUGUACAUGGACCACAUCAAUAGAAAAAUGGCCAUUGACAUGCUUAUGCUCGCUGCGAGGCGGUCAAUUGGACGGCAAUUUAUUCUUAUCACGCCAGGCUCAAGAGCUGAAAUCAGCUUAGCACCUGACGUUCGAGUCAAAGAGUUGGCUGAACCCGAGCGAGGGCAGACCAGGUUGUCGUUUCGACCUUGA
This is a messenger RNA of Aspergillus affinis, 3423 nucleotides long. RefSeq names its product DNA repair protein SMC6. Gene Ontology annotation, molecular function: damaged DNA binding; single-stranded DNA binding. Gene Ontology annotation, cellular component: site of double-strand break; nucleus; Smc5-Smc6 complex. Bases 1 to 3423 code for a protein of 1140 amino acids. The record is from RefSeq and is a predicted model, not a curated record. NCBI's taxonomy places the organism in Eukaryota, Fungi, Ascomycota, Eurotiomycetes, Eurotiales, Aspergillaceae. Gene Ontology annotation, biological process: double-strand break repair via homologous recombination. The transcript is spliced from 11 exons.